Polistes canadensis is the source of this 558-nucleotide messenger RNA. RefSeq lists its product as uncharacterized. NCBI's taxonomy places the organism in Eukaryota, Metazoa, Arthropoda, Insecta, Hymenoptera, Vespidae. The transcript has a single exon. The coding region runs from base 1 to 558 and encodes 185 amino acids. The record is from RefSeq and is a predicted model, not a curated record.
AUGAAUAUAAUAGAGGAGGGUGCACGUUUCAAUAAUUGGUUAUUCCGCAAGUUCGACCCAAAAUCGAGUGUUUUCUUAAGAUGGCUUAACAGUUUUGAAUAUGUAAUCGAAUUAUCUCAAACAAAAGAUGAUGAAAAAGUUAAGUGUUUAUUAGAUAUGAUGGAACCAUCAGCCCUAGAACAAAUUAAGAAAAAAUUACAUCCUUCCAAACCUAUUGAUCUUCCAUACGAUAAUAUUAUAACCGUAUUGGUGAAAACUUUCUCGCAUUUUAAAGCAAGUGAGGUACACAAUCAUCGUUAUUUAUUACGAAAGCAAUUGCCGUAUGAAUCAAUAGAACAUUAUGUCCUUGCAUUAAAAAAGUUAUACAAUAAAUGCACUCCUWACGUGAAAAAUUCGGUUAAUAUAACAAAUCGAUUCGUGGAAGGAUUAAUGGACGAGGAAACAAAAAAAUGUUUGAAAUGCGAUAAAAACAUAACAUUCUCCAUAGCAGUAGCUAUAGCUAAGCAAACGGAAUUGGCUGAGCAGAUAAAAAAUUUAGAAAUACAAUCUUCCGAGUAA